Messenger RNA from Colletotrichum godetiae, 774 nucleotides. RefSeq names its product ACN9 family protein. The transcript is spliced from 3 exons. Gene Ontology annotation, biological process: mitochondrial respiratory chain complex II assembly; succinate metabolic process. The coding region runs from base 312 to 713 and encodes 133 amino acids. NCBI's taxonomy places the organism in Eukaryota, Fungi, Ascomycota, Sordariomycetes, Glomerellales, Glomerellaceae. Gene Ontology annotation, cellular component: mitochondrial intermembrane space; mitochondrion. The record is from RefSeq and is a predicted model, not a curated record.
UUCCAACAUGAAUACGGAUACUCACCCAUUGUUAAGCAGAUACCGUGUGUAAUCUUGAUUGUUGUGCACUGUGUGGAUCACCUCGUUGACCUCCUAUCAGAAAAUGGUGAUUUGCAUGACGGAGUACCUAAACAUCAUUUGUCAGUUUCCUGAACAACCAGCAACGAGGUGGCCAUCAUUAAUAAAUUGAAGGCACGAGAACAGUAUUGCGUUCCGGCUUCUAGGAGUCACAUCGAUUCACGACUCACUUACUAGUGACGUCGUUGCAGCCCCCCGACCCAACAAACUUCAUCAUCCCCAACCCGUCACCAAUGCGGUCUGCGUCAGUUUUGAGGAUGGCCUCGGCCUCCGUAUCAAAGGGCAACGGCCUCAGGCCCGCACCGAUGGCCCUCCUACCCCCUAUUCCGCUAUACCGCCGUCUUCUGCGCGCUCACCGCAAGCACCUUCCUUCCGAGAUGCGCCUACUGGGUGACGAGUAUAUCAAGGCUGAGUUUCGUGCUCAUCGCACAGUAGAUAACCCGGCGCACCUGAUCGGUUUCUUGACUGAAUGGCAGUUAUAUGCGCAAAAGAUCGAGGGCAACUCGUGGGUUGGCGAGAAAAUCGACCCUGUCAAGGUUGCUAAGAUGAGUGACGAACAAAUCGGUCAACUUUAUGAGCUGAUGCAGGCGAUCAAAGAACGGCGUGAGUCAGGUGAAGGCGAGGAUCAAUCGUGAUGUCGCUGCCUUAAUGAAGGAAAACACCAUCAAAGUCAAUGAUGCGAAAGGCGCGACUUAU